CCAACCUAUGUCUACGUGACUUGGGCUUUGGCCGGCCUCCUUCUGGGCGUAAUCUUCGGUAUAUAAAGUUUAGAGGCAGCAAGGAUCCAGGAUACAGUUCUUAGCUUUAGCAACAGUCACUCAAAUACUUGGUCAUUCUCGCUGGUAGGAAAAGGUUGGGUCGCUUUAUCCAUCCUCGGCUGCAACUGGAAAUCGUUAGACUAUUCCACUUUUGUUUGUUUGUCUUGGUGGUGAAUGGUGGGUGGACUUCCACCCCAAAAGUCGCAAUCAUGAGCUACUUAAAAUUCUUGGUGAAAAAGAAAGAACUUAUUCCUUUGAUCGCAUUUGUGGGUUUUGCUGGAGUGGGAGCAGCCGGCAUGUCCAUAUACUCCCUUUUCAAAACUGAUGUGAUUGUUAACAGACAGAAAAAUCCAGAACCAUGGGAAAAUGUGAAUCCCUACGAGCCUCAAAAGCUUUUCACAAUUAACCAAAAGUGGGAACCUGUAGAAGAGCUGCAGACUGUCAAACAGUUGACCAAAUGAAGAGUCCAUCUAAAUCACACUCUAUGAAUCUAGUGGAAACAUUUCUGCACAAACUAGACUACUGAAACCAGUGUGCGGAAGUGCUUCUGCUACAUUUUUAGGGUCUCCCUACAUUUUUGGGCUCUGAAAGAGGAAUUCCAUUUUGUAUAAAAUGUAUGUAGUUCAUUAAAGUGUUCAUGAGGACUUUUUGCAUUUAUUUGUACUUAUGUAUUCUUUGGGCGGCAAAUGUAUAAUGACUUGUAAGAUAAAUUGUCUACUAUAAUGAA
Vombatus ursinus (common wombat) is the source of this 787-nucleotide messenger RNA. RefSeq names its product normal mucosa of esophagus-specific gene 1 protein-like. The record is from RefSeq and is a predicted model, not a curated record. The coding region runs from base 270 to 521 and encodes 83 amino acids. NCBI's taxonomy places the organism in Eukaryota, Metazoa, Chordata, Mammalia, Diprotodontia, Vombatidae. The transcript is spliced from 5 exons.